GCGAUACUAUCUAUUGGCUACCUUACAGCACUGCCAAUACAACUUGUUGCCUAGGCAACGCGAAAAAAUAUAAACAAUAAAUAAUUUGUGCAAUGGAUUGGGCUGAAGAACUGAAAAUGACUAUAAGAAAGACCACUGCACGCAAGGGUCGUCGCUCAAAGAGUCGCGAUGUCUUGAAAGAGGAAAAUCAGGCAGGAUCAUCAUCGAGUGCUGCGUCGACACACAAAUUGAAUAAAGAUAUAUCCAUAGAUAUUACGUUGGAUGUACAAAAUGAUAGUAGCAGUCCCACAUCUACAACACCUACAGCAUAUAAUAAUGAAUUUGAUUCAAGUCGGCCGCCCAUCCGGCGCGUCUCUGGUGGCUGGGCAGAUUCUGGUUUUAAAGGACUUAAAUCCAAGAAGAAUUCAUUUGAUGAUGAACGCUUUCAAGUGAUCAAAUCUGCGACAAGUUCAAUACCAACGGAUGAUAUACCCAUUAUACCGGAUUUAGAUGAUGUCAGAGAUGAAAUAUUGCUAAACGAAAUUGUUGAGCCUGCAUCAAGCGUCGCUAUUAGUCGCGAUGUUACAUUUAAAGAGUUAAGCUCCGAUCUGCUCUCACAAAAUGCCUUUUCAGCAAUAGAAGACGUGGAUUUGACAAUAUUGACACGUUGCUUACAGGUUCAGGAAAGCUUGGAUGAACCGGACGAAAUUUGGGAAUGGGAUAAGCUCUUUACCGAGAUAACUGCGCAAAUAAAUUCGGAUAAGACAUUGAAUGUUGGUAUGCCGGAAAAGACAGAAAUUGGACCUGAUGAAGUGCCACCUACGGCUAAAUACAAUUAAUUCUAUAAAAUCAAAUAAAUGUAAUUAAAUUAAUUCGCGCAUUUAAAAUUCAAAUUGCCAUGCAAUGAGGGACGCACACAAAAAGUUGCUAAAUAAUACCAAAAAAUGUUAAGCUAUCGAGAAAAAAUCGAUAGCGUUGCCGAAGUUUCUCCCGUCACUAUCUGUCACGGGGCAGCGAAAAAACAUAGUUGUAGACAAUUUUUAAUCUGUGUUAAUCGCGUUGAAAAUUGUGUUAAAAAAUUAUAAACUGCUUAUAAUAAGAUCAUUCAUA
Messenger RNA from Drosophila mojavensis, 1089 nucleotides. RefSeq names its product intraflagellar transport protein 43 homolog (gene IFT43). Gene Ontology annotation, biological process: intraciliary retrograde transport. The coding region runs from base 93 to 818 and encodes 241 amino acids. Gene Ontology annotation, cellular component: intraciliary transport particle A; cilium. The record is from RefSeq and is a predicted model, not a curated record. The transcript is spliced from 5 exons. Lineage: Eukaryota; Metazoa; Arthropoda; Insecta; Diptera; Drosophilidae.